UGGGUUCUGUGAUGGGGCCGCGGGCUCGGGUGCCCGCGAACACAAACCCCCGUUACCAAAGGCCGAUUCUCAUAGCAGCAGUGUUGGUCUCCUAAGAAACGAGAGCUCUGGGGGUGGUGGAGAAGCUGAGCAGCCACAGCUCCACGGUGCCCCUUUGCAGUUCUCCCUUAGAACUUCGCGAUGCCUUCACAGUAUGAAGCAGAACAGCCUCCGUUUCCAGAUGUUCCUGAAUCAAAAUGUGCAUCCUCUGAUGGGGGUAUUUAUAUGGGUUCCGUUUCUCUUGAGGAGGUGUCUUUGGAGGCAGGAAUGAUGCAGCCGGCACAUAGGGAGCAAUUGUACUCAGGCCCUGGCGCUGAUCCUGUUGUGCAGCAGUCGCUGCCCUGCCCAGAACCACCCGACCCCAAGACCUGUUCUCCUCGAGAAUACUUGGAGUAUUACAUAUUUCCAGUACUCUUACCCGGCCUGGCUGAGCUGCUGCAUCAAGCAGAGAAGGAAAAGUGUUUUGAGAGAAAAAGGACCAAAUUUAUUGCCUGUGACUUCCUAACUGAGUGGUUAUACAACAAGAACCUGAAGAGGAAAGACAAGUCGUUCACAGAAUUCUUUUCCAUUCCUUUUGUUAGCGACUGGCUAAAGGACCAUCCUAGGCCACCAAUUCCUCUGUCUCUCCUUCUAUCAGAAGAAGAAGCAAGCCUAAUAAUUCAGUCCUUCUGGAGAGGUUAUCGGGUCCGCUGUGAUAGUGAAAUACAAGAGCUACGUCAGUGGCAAAAGCAGUUGAGAGAGGAAAGAAACAUUAAAAAAAGAGUGAAAGAAUUCUGGGCUAAGCAGGAAGCCAAAGUGGGAAGCAAGUUGGAAGACUCCGAAGAACAUGAAGAAAAUCACUGAGCAUCUUGGUUUUAACUCUCACCACUCCCACAAACGCCGCUCAUGGACUAAACUUUGUAGCACUGAGUUAGAAACAGUUUUACGUGUGAGAUGUUGUAAAUCAAAGGACCCAGCAUGCCCAGACAAAAUGCGGUCCGGGGUAAGUGAGCACAAUUCUGUUAGAACAGAUGGAAUUGUGCGCAUUUAGCCAAAAUUUUUGAGUCUGUGUUUAAUGUGCGUUCCUGACUGCUCCCUUGCAAGCUCUUCUGACGGGGACAAACCUCCGGAUGAAAUAAAUGGGGCUAAACACACAUGUAUGCAAGCGUUACACCUGAGGCAAAAAAAUCUUCAUUUAGUAUAAACCAGAGUAUCUUCAGCGAUGUGUGCGGAGCUGUGACGCAAAUCCCGGCUCCGCUCGUAACGGUCUGAGUUUCAGACACCCUGUGCCCCUGCAGUUCCAGCUGACGGCCACGAGAGCCAGAGUCGCUCUGCAGUUCUGCGCAGGAAAACAAGUCAAAGGCUCUUUUGUUAUCACUUCGCACAUGUGCUGAGAAAGUGUAAAAUAAAGAGCACAGUGACGGCAUUUUCAGCGAA
Molecule: messenger RNA, 1455 nt
Organism: Columba livia (rock pigeon)
Lineage: Eukaryota; Metazoa; Chordata; Aves; Columbiformes; Columbidae
Gene: IQCK
Product: IQ motif containing K
Exons: 9
Coding region: 181-882 (233 amino acids)
Molecular function (GO): protein binding
Source: RefSeq, a predicted model, not a curated record